Molecule: messenger RNA, 1698 nt
Organism: Beauveria bassiana ARSEF 2860
Lineage: Eukaryota; Fungi; Ascomycota; Sordariomycetes; Hypocreales; Cordycipitaceae
Product: spindle poison sensitivity protein Scp3, putative
Exons: 3
Coding region: 1-1698 (565 amino acids)
Biological process (GO): protein polyubiquitination
Molecular function (GO): ubiquitin protein ligase activity; metal ion binding
Source: RefSeq, a predicted model, not a curated record
AUGCCCCCCGAAUAUCGCCAUGCGCGCAGCUCCAGCAUGAGCAUCGCCAACUCCUCCACUCGCCCAACCUCGUCCGUCAUGCCCAGGAGUCCUCCCAAUACCUCGCAUGUUCCCUGCAAGUUUUACCGUCAAGGCGCCUGUCAGGCUGGCAAUGCCUGUCCAUUUAGCCACGAGCUGGGUGUCGCAUCCGAGACUGUCUGCAAAUACUUUGCCAAGGGAAAUUGCAAGUUCGGCCCGAAAUGCGCAAAUAUCCACGUUCUCCCCGACGGCCGCCGAGUCAACUACGGCAAAAAUGGCUUCACAAUCGUAACCACUCCCCUCGCUGGCAGCCCCGCUGACCCGACCUCGCCGACCUCAGCCGCCGCCAACACUACCUACAAUCAAUCCUCCGCCAGCGCCCUCACCACAUCACUCUACGAGGCCGAUCAGUCUGCCUUCCCCAGCUACCUCUCCGAGAGCCGACAGCAGCUCCAUGAUCAUCAGCUAAACCUCGACAACGGCCACGCUUCCGAGCCUCCCUUUGCCUUCCCCGAGAGCUACGGCUCGCCUCGCGAUGGAUUUGCUUUCUCCCCCGCUAACGCCAAGGGACUGUCCAUUCUCGAUGCCCCAAUGCCCGCCUCAUUCGACUCGAAUGGCAUCUCCAACGCCGCACGUUUUCCCGCAGCUCCGUGGCCAUCAUCAGUCCCCUCCAAAUUCGGUCUUGAAUCUCCGGCUUCUUCUCUUAGCAACGUCAAGGACUCGAGAACUUCUGAUACCCUCAAGCUUUUGCACAGCUCAGCCUUUGGCUACUCGGACCAAUUCCCUACAGCCGGCAGUCCUCCGAGCUCAAAUCCGUUUGGUUCCGAAGAAUACUUUGGCAAGAGGGCCAUGCACUCGUCAAGAUACGCCAAGCCCAAGAUGCUUAGCUCUAGUGUACCAAAGACAAACGUCGAUCGCGAUUGGGAAGCCAGCUUCGCUUUCGGCGACGAUGCUGGUGACAAUGGGCCCGAAAACUAUGUCCCAGAGAACCUUCAGGAUCUUCUAACACCGGCUGAAAAGGCCAGAAGAGGGUCUAUGCGGGGGGAGAAUGAUGUCAACAUCGAGAGUCUCUCCAAAUAUGGAAGUCCCCUGGCCUCCAGCCCAAGCCGCUGGGGCUCUCUUUUCCAACGCCAAAAGGAAGAAGAGGAGCUAUCCCGCUCUGCCAGAAACGCCGCCUCCCCCUUUGGCCACGUCGGUAGCCCUCUACGAAAUUCAACACUCGCUCAAACCAUGGGUAAUGAAGCUUUCGGCACCAGUGCACCCGGCCGCCCAUCGUCCGCAAGAAUUGGCAGCGACUCCAUGUCUGUUCUUUCUCAGCAGUUUCAACGCAGUCGCAUUGACGACGCUACCACCAGCUCCAGCCCGCGUCUACACCCCGCAUCUGCAAGGACCGUAGGUCCCCAUCCAGUGGGAAAGGACCGUGCCAUGGAACGCCAUGUGUCUACUGGUAGCAUCAGCUCGUCUGUCACUGGUCGCUUUACUACUCCCAUCGACGAGGAAGACCCUGCCUUCGUCUUUAGCAUGGAAGAGGACGACCCGGUUGCUGCUGCACGUAUGCGUAAGCGAGCUUCUGCCGGUCUUGGGAUGAGCAGCUUCAAUAGUUACGCCGGUGCCGUUACCGGCAAAGGGCAAGAUGGCAAGACAAAGGAUAGCAAGAACUCAUCGACUAACGGUCGGUGA